CCCCUCACCCGCCCGUCCAUUCCGCCGCCACCACCGUUCGCCGCCGCCGCCGCGCAUUGGACGCCGAUGGACCAGUACGAGAAGGAGGAGAAGAUCGGGGAGGGCACGUACGGGGUGGUGUACAGGGCGCGGGACAGGGUCACCAACGAGACCAUCGCGCUCAAGAAGAUCCGCCUCGAGCAGGAGGACGAGGGCGUCCCCUCCACCGCCAUCCGCGAGAUCUCGCUGCUCAAGGAGAUGCAGCACGGCAACAUCGUCAAGCUACACGAUGUCAUCCACAGCGAGAAGCGCAUAUGGCUCGUCUUCGAGUACCUGGAUCUGGACCUCAAGAAGUUCAUGGACUCUUCUCCAGAGUUUGCCAAGAGCCCUGCGUUGAUCAAGUCAUAUCUCUAUCAGAUACUCCGCGGCGUUGCUUAUUGUCAUUCUCAUAGAGUUCUUCAUCGAGAUUUGAAACCUCAGAAUUUAUUGAUAGAUCGGCGUACUAACGCACUGAAGCUUGCAGACUUUGGUUUAGCCAGGGCAUUUGGAAUCCCUGUCCGUACAUUUACUCAUGAGGUAGUAACAUUAUGGUACAGAGCUCCAGAAAUUCUUCUUGGAGCGAGGCAGUAUUCCACACCAGUUGAUGUGUGGUCAGUGGGCUGUAUCUUUGCAGAAAUGGUGAACCAGAAGCCGCUGUUUCCUGGUGAUUCUGAGAUUGAUGAAUUAUUUAAGAUAUUCAGGGUACUUGGCACUCCAACAGAACAAACUUGGCCAGGAGUGAGCUCCUUGCCUGACUAUAAGUCUGCUUUCCCCAAGUGGCAGGCAGAGGAGCUGGCCACUGUUGUCCCCAAUCUUGGAUCUCUUGGCUUGGACCUUCUCUCCAAAAUGCUUCGGUUCGAGCCAAGCAAAAGGAUCACAGCUAGGCAGGCUCUGGAGCAUGAGUACUUCAAGGACAUCGAGUUGGUACAAUGAGCUGGCUAUUUAUUUGAUGUUGCAUUGGUUGACAUAUGUAUGAGCUGGGCUGCUCAUUUCAUUCCUUUCGUGAACGUUGUGGCUUUGGCAUUUUUGUCAUUCAGCUGGAUAAUUCGGAUCUGGUGUGUUGGAGGUGUACUCAGGAAUGCUAAAUAGAUUACCAUCUUGGUCUCUAUUUGUUCAAAGUAAAUAUUCCCGUGUGUUUGUUUA
Messenger RNA from Lolium rigidum, 1161 nucleotides. Its product is annotated as cyclin-dependent kinase A-1. Lineage: Eukaryota; Viridiplantae; Streptophyta; Magnoliopsida; Poales; Poaceae. Gene Ontology annotation, molecular function: cyclin-dependent protein serine/threonine kinase activity; ATP binding; cyclin binding. Gene Ontology annotation, cellular component: cytoplasm; nucleus; cyclin-dependent protein kinase holoenzyme complex. Bases 67 to 951 code for a protein of 294 amino acids. Gene Ontology annotation, biological process: signal transduction; protein phosphorylation; regulation of meiotic cell cycle. The record is from RefSeq and is a predicted model, not a curated record. The transcript has 8 exons.